AAUUCCUGACUGUGCUACCUGGGGAAAUCCAGAACUGGGUACAGAAGCAAUGUCCAGAAAAUGGAGAGGAGGCGGUGACACUGGUGGAAGAUUUAGAAAGAGAGCCUGGAAGACUUGGACAUUCAGAUUCCCAUUUCCUAAACCCAAUGUGGUAUCCAGGUUGAAUCAAGGAGAGCUGAUCUCAGAUCUGCUUAGCUCCAAGGACAAGGAUGUCUCAAAAGGCAACAGCACAGGAGCCAGUCCAUUACCAUCCAAGAGAGAGAGAAUCAGCGGGGUGGAACAGGAUCACUGGGUCUUUGAUGACCAGAAGGUGGUGGGUGUGCACUGGAGCUACAAAGAGACUAGAACACUCCUCGCAAUUCUCAGUCAGACUGAAUUUUAUGGCUGCCACAGGAACAGCCAAGUGUAUGGGGCUAUAGCUGAGAGGCUUCGUGAGUAUGGUUUCCUCCAUAUGUCCCUGGAACAGUGUCGGACCAAGUUUAAAGGCCUUCAGAAGAGCUACAGGAAGGUCAAGAGUGGUCAUCCACCAGAUACCUGCCCCUUCUUUGAAGAGAUGGAAGCCCUGAUGAGUGCCCAGGUCAUUUCAUUGCUCAUUAAUGGCCUAGAAGAGGCCACCUCCCAUCCUGGCCAGGCAGGCAGUGACGCUGAGACUGAAGAGCCAGGGCAGAGGAACUGGCAGCAUGAAGACGGAGAAGAGGCUAUAGCUGAAAGGUCGGACAGUGAUGACCUGGAGGCAACCCCUCAGGACCCUGACAGCCCACCUGCAUCUGUCCUGUUCCGAAGCCCAAGUGGUAAGAAGCUUUUCUUGGGUUUUGGGAUUAGGUUUGAGGAGCAAUGAAACUGGAUGUGGAACCAGCCAUUGUCACUUGCCAGCUUGGCCAUUUUAAUAGGAAGCAAGGUGUUUCUCAACUCUGUAUUGUUUUCUCUUCUGUGAACAAAUCAUGAGAUAAUAGGAAGAGGAUAGAUUCCUUUUUCUCUCUUUUUUAGUGCUUGGAAUCAAACCUGGAGCCUUACACAAUGUUAGGCAAACACUACACCAUCGAGCUACAUCUCAAAUUUCAAUUUUAAUUUUUCAAAGAAAUAUAUCCAAAUAAAGUGUGUUCAAAGGGUUAUUUUUUUUAAAUUAAAAUCCAUUUUCCUGUUUAGGAAAUGAAAAAAAAAGUUUCCCUCACCCUUUUAAAAGGGAAUUUUAAGGGCUGGAGAGAUGGCUCAGCGGUUAAGAGCACUGACUUCUCUUCCAUAGGUCCUGAGUUCAACUCCCAGCAACCACAUGGUGGCUCAUGACCAUCUGUAAUGGAAUCCGAUUCCCUCUUCUGGUGUAUGUGAAGACAGCUACAGUGUAACUCAUACAUAGAAUAAAAUAAAUUUAAAAAAAAUCUAUUAAAAAAAGGGAAUUUUAAAAAUAAAUAAUGGCUGAAAUAAAA
Rattus norvegicus (Norway rat) is the source of this 1424-nucleotide messenger RNA. Lineage: Eukaryota; Metazoa; Chordata; Mammalia; Rodentia; Muridae. The record is from RefSeq and is a predicted model, not a curated record.